Molecule: messenger RNA, 3323 nt
Organism: Centruroides sculpturatus (bark scorpion)
Lineage: Eukaryota; Metazoa; Arthropoda; Arachnida; Scorpiones; Buthidae
Product: piggyBac transposable element-derived protein 4-like
Exons: 2
Coding region: 576-2306 (576 amino acids)
Source: RefSeq, a predicted model, not a curated record
CAUAGAAACUUGUAAAUGAAGACAUGAUACUUAAAACAAAUAAAUAAACAACAUUUUAACAUCAAAAGGAAAUACAAAUGAUAAUUGAUCUGACCAUCUGGUUUGCUUAUUGACAAAUUUAUUGUUUCACCUGUAUUGUUAGUUUCAAUAGUUUCAAGGACAAUGGUAGGAAGAAAAUAUCGUAUUUCGUUGCAAAAAGGAAUUCAAUGGCAAUCGAGUUUGGUGAAUUUCGGUUGAACUACGGAAAAGUUAUCCGAGUUCAAAGAAAAAGAAACCAGAUUUACGUCCCUCAUCCCCACUAGAUGGUGCGACGUUAUCUAGCUCUCUCUGCUGUAAGUGCAUGUCCGGGCUAGUACAGAUUUAAACGAAUUUAAACGAAUCAUUUCUUUUCGCCAACCUAUCAGAAGUUACGCUCAACGCCUUCCUCUCGUCACAUCGGAAAUUUUCAACAUUUAUGUAACUAUUUCAAAUAUAUGUUUUUUUUAGACGUAUAAAGCAACUGAACGACGUUAUAUUUGAAACACGGUUCCCUCAGUCCAGUGAGUAUUCAAACAGCGUUGUAUCAACUGAUCAAUAUGGAGCACGCACGCUUUUUACUUUCAGACGAGGAGGAUACGGAAAGAAUUUCAUAUGAUGACGAAUCAUCUGAAGAUGAAUAUGAUAUCUGUGAAACAAGAGAGGAAGACACAGAUACAGAACAGGAAGAAGAGCUUGAUGCAAAACAAAACAAAAAUGCUUCAACUUCUGAACAAGGUGAGAGCACAUUUUAUAUAGGGCGUGAUUCUAAGACUCGCUGGAAUAAAUUUCCAAUAACGCAACUAAGAAAAAAAAAGCGGCAUAACAUAGCAAUGCAUCUUCCUGGACCCAUAGGUGAUGCCACUAAAGUAACAUCCAUUAUGGAUUGUUGGAAUUUAUUUAUAGGAAAGGAUAUUUUAGAAAUGUUAGUAAAAUUUACAAACGAACAAAUAAAAAAAAUACAACCAAAUUAUGGAAGAGAAAGAGAUGCAAACCUAACCGAUUUAAUUGAAAUAAAAGCACUUAUCGGAAUUUUAUACGUAGCAGGUUGCAAAAAACUAAAUCGCUGCAAUCCCGAUGAAUUGUGGACAGCGGAUGGAACUGGCCUUGAAAUUGCUAGAACCAUAAUGAGUGACAAAAGAUUUAAAUUUUUACUACACAGUUUACGAUUUGAUGAUAAAAAUUCAAGAAAGGAGCGCAUUAAAACUGACAAGUUGGCUGCAGUGAGGGAUAUGGUGGACAUAUUUGUAAAUUCUUGCCAGCAAAAUUAUUCUAUGUCGGAAUACUGUACGAUAGAUGAAAAACUAGAAGGAUUUAGGGGGCGAUGCGGAUUUCGACAACAUAUGCCGAAGAAACCUAACAGACAUGGCAUUAAAAUUUAUAUACUAGUGGACGCACGAAUGUAUUACACUUAUAAUUUAGAAAUCUACUGUGGAAAACAACCAGAGGGCGAGUAUUCUGUUUCAAAUUCACCAGAUCAAAUUGUAAAACGAUUAGUAAAACCUAUAGCAAAGUCAUGGAGGAAUCUGACAGUUGAUAAUUGGUUUACCAGUUGUAGCUUAGUCUCAGAUUUGUUACAGGACAGAAUUACAAUGGUAGGAACAAUAAGAAAAAACAAACGAGAACUUCCUCUUCGAUUUACAGAUGUAAGGAGUAGAAAAGUCUAUAGUAGCCUAUUCGGAUUUUCAAAAGAUUUCACCCUAGUCUCUUAUGUACCGAAAAAAAACAAGAAUGUCUUGCUUUUGUCCUCUUUUCAUCGUAAUGACACUAUUGACGAUACUACAGGUAGUCGUAAAAAACCUGAAAUACUUACGUUUUAUAAUUUGACCAAAGGAGGAGUAGAUAUAUUAGAUCAGUUAACUUCAAAUUAUAACGUUCAAAGAAACACAAAAAGAUGGACAAUGGUUAUUUUUUAUUGUCUUUUAAAUAUUGCUGGUGUUAAUGCACACAUUAUACACCACAGUAAUAAGAAUACAACAAAUGAUAUAAGCAGGAAAGGUUUCUUAAAGCAGUUAGGACUGGAACUAAUGUUCGAACAGAUUGAGAGAAGAAAACAUAUGUGCUGCCUUCCAAAAGAUAUAAGAGAAAGCGCCAAAAGGAUAUGUCCAUCACCCAGCUCACCUAAAACUUCAGUAGAAACAGAGAAUAAAAGAAAAAGAUGUGCAGAUUGUGGAAGGGCAAAAAAUCGAUAUACAAAGUAUAAAUGUAAGAAAUGUGAAAAAUUUUUAUGUUUGUCACAUAUAACACCUAUGUGCAAAAACUGCAUUGAAGAGAACAGAAUUUCUAUUUAGUUUUCUUCAAUGCAGGUCCUGCGUUGAAAAUAUUGCUACAGAUUGUACAGUACUUUUCAUGUUAUCUAUAUAUUUUAAUGAGCGACUCCAAUUUACCAAAGUUAUCCGUUAAAUGUGAACUAAUUUUAUUUUAUUAUUAUUUUAAAAUAAUCAAACAUUUUAGUAUUUCCAGCAACAAAGUAUUUAAUAAAAAAUAUAAUAACGUUUUCAACUAACGUUUUCAACUAUUUUUAGUGGCUUAACUGAAGAAUACUAUUAAAAAUAGUCAAAAACGUUAUAUUUUUUAUUAAAUACUUUGUUGCUGGAAAUACUAAGGUGUUUGAUUAUUUUAAGACAUUUAUAUUUCAGUAAGUUAUUUUAUUAUUAUUUUAUUUUUGCUUUUUAGUUUAGUUUAGUUUAAUUUCUUUAUUACACUUUAUUAUAUGUACUUUUCAUCAUAUUUUUUUCUUUUAUGAACAACAAAUGACUUAUAAUCUUUCAUUUGUGACAUAUUACUGCUCAAACUGCUCGUGAUACAAUAAGAAUAUAAUAGAACCCUUUUAGUAUCAAUAUUAGCAGAAUUAGCAUGCCCAAAAUAUAUAAGUUAAAAUACACUUAUAAAAUUUUGUUGUAAUAAGCAUUUUAAUUUUAGUUAAUAUUGACUUUAAGUAAAAUAGGCAAAUUUAAGCCAGCUUUUUACAGAGUCUGAAUAUAUGGCUAAUAACAUGCAAUUAUCACUUUUCAUUACUUUUUAACCAUGCUCUAAAUGAUAAAUGUUAAAUGUUUUAAUCUAAUUUCUUGCAAUAAGUUACAAAGUAGCUUAAAUUACUGAGAUUUCUUUACUUCAAUUAUGUCCUGCCUAUAUUAAAGAGAUAAUGCAAAAAAUAUUAAAAUAAAAUAUAGCAGACAAACAAUUCUACUACUAUCAGUAUUAAUGAUAAUAAUAAUAAGCUGUAAUUAUUAAAUCUUCAGGUUAUACAUUUUCUUUGUUUUAACAUAUAUUGCAUUUGUAAUUUUCAAGCAAAAAUAAAUCUUAUA